This is a messenger RNA of Mauremys reevesii (Reeves's turtle), 3571 nucleotides long. It is a transcript of the gene FBXO34, whose product is annotated as F-box protein 34. The transcript has 5 exons. Bases 765 to 3023 code for a protein of 752 amino acids. NCBI's taxonomy places the organism in Eukaryota, Metazoa, Chordata, Testudines, Geoemydidae. Gene Ontology annotation, molecular function: protein binding. The record is from RefSeq and is a predicted model, not a curated record.
GAGGCCGCGGCGGCUCCACCCCGAACAAGUUGGCUCCGCUGUGGGGGAUCCGGCUGUGCCGAGAGACCGGGGUCUCCUGAGCCUCCCGCCCGCCGCCGGCUCCGGGCCCCCCGCUGCUCUGGGACCCAGGCGGGCCCGCGCCCUGUACCCGGUAGGGCCGCGGCUCGGGGAGGGCCCGGGUCCUGCGCCGCCCCGAGCAGCCCCGGGAGCGGGGCUCGGAGCGCCGGGGAGGCCGGGCAGAAAUGUCAUUCCCGGGAGUGUGCAGGAAACCCUAGAGAACUGUAAUGUCUAAGCCUACACGGAGUGACAACUCUAAGACGCUAGCUUUCUCUGCUGCUUGAUCCUGCAGUGAUGCCAUAAUGCUGAAUUUUGGACAGCCCUCAUCAUUACCAUGGCAACAGACUGAUGUCACAGACUCAAGGACAUGACUUCAAUGCAUGAUCAUGCAGAGGCAGAACCUGGUUUGUGAAGGAGAAAGCUGACUAACAGACACCUGAAAAGCAAGCAAGGGGAAACAAGGUGUUUCAGUUUGAAAAUCUCCCCUUUUAAAAGGCAAAUAUGAAUCUGGUCACAUCUUAGAGACGGGAAUGUUCUGCAUGGAUGGAUGGACGUUCUUAGAAUCGAUAUGCUGACAUUUCACAGUUUCUAGGUGGCAGAGAGACAGUGAAACACUGUGUGGGGCAAGAAAAGCGGUUGCGGGAGCCUGCAUGUAAACAAAGAUGGAUUGGCUGUGACCGCGUGCCUUAGGUGGGGAGAUCGGUAGUAUGAAGACUUCCUACAGAGCUGGCCUCCACAGGGAACCACUGAAUUCCACAUCAUCUACAUUCCAUCAAGUCAAACGGGCUUCUGGCAUGCACUUAAAGCCAUACCUCAAAUUACAGAAGAAAGAGCGAUCUCUAGAUAUAAGCCAAGAUUCCCUGAGAGGCCUGCAUAUGAGCCAUCAAAGGUCAGCACAGGAGGAAAAGUAUACGAACAACUGCACCAAACUGAGCAUUUUACCUACGUCCCCGGUCGUGACUUCCUCUCGAAAGCCUUUGGGAAUUAUUUACCCUGAUGCUAUGUGCAAUAUGAGCCGGAAGGCUCCAGCAGAAGGCCCAAGUGUUGAGAAGAAGACUGCCCCGUCUGCGACAAUCCACCAGGGGGAUGAGGGGGAUGGACCGUUAGACAUCUGGGCUGUCGUGAAACCUGGGAAUACCAAGGAAAAGAUUGCCUUCUUUGCAGCCCAGCAGUGCAACAAUAGGAUGGGCUCAAUGAAACUUAAAAGCACCUGGGAUAUAGAUGGAAGAUCAGCUAAACGAAGGAAGAAAUCCGUGGAUCUUAUAAAAGCAAAGAUUCAAUUAGAAAGGAUGAGAGAGGCAAACAGGAGGUGCGCCCAGCCUGAGCCUUUUGCAUGUGGCAUUGAGCACUGUUCUGUACAUUAUGUUAAUGACAAUGGUGAAGGGAUAUUUCCAGGUCGAUCCUUAUCUGUAAUCGAGAUGGUAGCUUUUCUAGAACACAGAGCAAGUGCUUUGCUGGCCGACUGCACCAAAAACUGCACGAACGCUUCCACUACAAGGCUGAGUGGGCAAUCCAAAGGUGCACUUCCUGCUUCAGACCCUUUCUCUGCCCCGGGGGCCUGCGAGGUACAUUCUGAAAAAGGGACCUGUGGGAGUGGUGAGCAGCAGAAUGAGCCCGUGCGUGUGCUGGACAUGGUUGCAAAGCUUGAAUCUGAGUGCUUGAGGCGCCAGAGCGAGCGUGAAGCAGGGAGCCUAUCCAGGAACAACAGCUUCCGGAGAAACAUAGGGCGGAUGUUACUGGCGAAUGGCACCCAGUCCGAGUGUGACACUGGGAAGGUAUCUUCCAAAGUCCUUGGCCAGGAGGUAAGUUUAAAAGAUCCUGUUACAGUGGAUGAUGAUGGACAGAGAACAAAGCGUGGCCCUUCGGCUGCUGAUGAAUUAUGGGAAGGAGCUGCUUCUGGUCAGCAGUCCUUUCCGGCAGUAGCAGCUGUGGAUAUCCACAUGGUGAACAUCAGUGUCAAGCUUGGUCAAGAAAUCUCAGUGAGACCCGGCAGCAGAGGUGAUUCUGAAAUGAUCGUGGAACCUCUGGGGUCCAUCCCUUCUACAUGUCCAGGAGCUGUUGGGCUGUCGUCAGAUGCCAUGCAGAGCGAGAGUACGGCUGUUGAUUGUUCGGCUAGAGAACCUGUAUCUGUUCCUGAUCUGAAUUCACAUCCAAUGAGGAGAGAGUCUUUAUGCAUCAGUAUAUCAGUCACCAAGACAGAGAAGGGGUGCAGGAAAGAGCAGCCUUCUAAUAUUAGCUUUGGUGAAGGUCCACUUCCAGGGAGGCUGUUCUUUCUGCAUCCUGGUCACCACACCAAGCAAGAACACACAGGGUUAGGGGAAAGUACUAAAGAAAAGCCAGGAGAAGUGGGCCAAACUGAGGAUGCUGCUGACAAUAAUAAAGUGUGUGAGAUCAGUAGUGUUUCCAUAGAGCCAUUUGCCCUUUCACUGUCUCCCAUGGAAAGUGCUUUGCAGAUACUUGACACUUCUUGUUUGAAAAGGCAGGUGUCUCAUGACUUUCUGGAGACUAGGUUUAAAAUUCAGCAGCUUUUGGAGCCGCAGCAGUAUAUGGCCUUCCUGCCCCACCACAUCAUGGUUAAGAUCUUCAGGUUGCUCCCCACUAAGAGUCUAGUCGCUCUUAAAUGUACUUGUUGUUACUUCAAAUUUAUCAUUGAAUACUACAACAUAAGGCCAGCUGAUUCCCGCUGGGUCCGUGAUCCACGGUACAAAGAAGAUCCUUGCAAGCAGUGCAAGAAGAAGUAUGUGAAAGGGGAUGUGUCAUUGUGCCGGUGGCAUCCCAAACCCUACUGUCAAGCUUUACCAUAUGGCCCAGGGUAUUGGAUGUGCUGUCACAAGUCUCAGAAAGGCAUCCCUGGGUGUAAAUUAGGUCUUCAUGACAAUCAUUGGGUUCCUGCCUGCCACAGCUUUAACCGCACGCUUCACAAGAAAACCAGAGGAGGAGCAGCAGAUGCGGAAGAGGAAUAUUAGUGCACAUACACUUUCUCUUGGGAGGAGGAAAUUUUCAUGCUCUGUGCUGUUUACAGUGUAUAUAAUUGUGUUUUCACAGGGCUAUGAAACUGCACAUACUUAAACACAAGAGCCUUUACCUGUUAGAUUACAGAUAGCUUUUAGCCCAUCAUUGUAAAUAACACUAUUAAAAACAAAUUGUACAUAUAGAGUCUACAGCUGGCUGAACAAUUUAAUCACUACAAUGCAGCUAUGAUAGUGUUGCGGCUAUAGUCAUGUGUGUUUUUAAGUGUCUCGUUUCAAAAUCUGUAUAUCCUGUAUAAUAUAUGAGCGUUUCUGGGAAGAAACUCUAAAUAGGUAAAGGUUAACUUGUUUAAAGGAUCUUCAAAUGAUUUAACUGGACAACCUUAACGUUAGACUAGACCAGAUAUUUGUUAUGGUAGCGUAGCAGUGAACAAAAGAGAGGAAUAUUAUUGUAUAGGCAGAGUAUAAAAAGGUUCUUGUCUCCCUUACCCAUGUUGUCUGGUUGUUGUUGUUUUUUUUUACUUUAAUAAAAUGUGCAUUCUAGA